CGUACUUUGAAGAGCUGCUGUAUUUGUAAAUAGUCAUAAUAUUUUCGCGUACUUUUGGAGGAAGCUGGACUAUUAGCUAUUGGCUAUUAGCAUGAGUGCCAACGGAGAAAAAGAAAAAAACACCGAAAACACCCAAUUGGAGAUCGAAGAGGAACCAGAGGAAAAUAAUAAUAAAGUAGUGGUUUCCAGUGACGAUGCAAAUUGUGAAUCCAAAAUGGGGUUCGGUUCCAAAGAUGAAUGGUGUGGAACCAUCGUCAAGUACAGCAUGUUUUUAUCAAAUUUUGUCAUAUUCAUUGGUGGAAUCGUAUUGGUGGCCAUAUCAGUGUAUACGCUAUACGAUAAAUCGUUCAUCAAAGAACUUUUGGGAACCAAUCUGUUCACAGGAGCAGUGUACAUAUUAAUCGUAGCGGGUAUUCUAUUGUCACUUCUGUCAUUCUUGGGAUGUGCUGGUGCUGUCAAAGAAGUCAAGUGCAUGCUACUAACGUAUUUCAUAAUUCUGUUCAUUAUAUUCAUUGUGAUGCUCGUCGGAGGAAUAUUAUGUUACAUGUUCCGACAAAGAGUGCAGACAACUAUGCAACAAGAGAUGCUCAGGACCAUAAGGUUUUACGGCGAUGACCGAGCCAUAACUAGAGCGUGGGACGACCUCCAGGAAGGACUACACUGUUGUGGCGUUACGGGCUACGAUGACUGGAGACAGCACAGGAUCGGCGGAAUCAUUCCAAGUAGCUGUUGUCAAGAGAUCAACGGAAAGAAACAACCAUGCAAUCUGAGUUUCCAAGCGAGUUUACAGAUAUACAAUACUGGCUGCUUGAACGUGACCACUGCUUUCAUGAAGGACCACGCGACCACCGUUGGAACCGUUGGUAUAGCUGUGUCAUUGUUUCUAUUAUUUGGAUUAGCAUUUUCGUGUGCGCUGUUCAUGAUGAUCGUUUAGAGUUAUAACUGAUAUUUACAGAUAAACAAAGAGAUCACCGUCUUGGAAAACCAUUUUGAAAUAGUCAUUUAAAUAGGGGAAAAGGUCAUAUAAAUUAUUUUCACAACGUUUGCCAUAAGAAUCAAAUCACCGUCGUCGACUAUCAGUCAACAGUAUAAUAUAUAAUAUAUAUUAUUAUACACCAUAUAUUUAUAAUACCAUUGCAUGUGCGUUGAUGACAAAAUGAAAAUAUUUCAACAACAACUUGAUUUGUAUAAAAUAUAGAUAAUUAAGUACAUAAUAUUGUAUAGGUACUAUUAAGUUAAUUAAUUUAUAUUAACAACCAAAAAAAAAACAAUGGGUAGAUAACGCAAAUGGUUUAUAUAUAUAUUAUAUAAUACACUUGCGUAGAACUCCUUUUUUGCGCCCUGGGCGUUUUUUAAGCGUUUAAAAUUCUGAUAAAAAAAUAUACACAAAUGUUUAAUAAAACGUUUAAUUAAGAAAUAAACCUUUUUACUUCAGAAUAAUUAAUUAUUAAUAGUUAAUACAAAUGAUUCAAAAAAACCUUUUUAGGUACUUUACUUAAUAAAAGUUAAAAGCUUAAACCACACACUAAUACACUAUAAUAAUUAUCGUAAUGUAAUAUUGUGAUUUAACAUCCUCGGUUAUGACUUAUGAAUAACCGUGUGUUAUGUUGAAAUUAAAUUAUCAUUGGAAAAUGAUAAUACUAUACCUAACACUUGACAGUGAUAACUAAAAAGGAAAAACACGUCAAGCUAUACUUGUAAGCUGUCUUAGAAUAAAAUAUGCUUGUAAGACAAAUUGUCAAGUACAAAAACAAAUUACUUUCCUAGAUUCACGUAAAACACAUAUAAACGAUAUCAAUCAUGCAUACACUUACAACGUCUGAACCACACAAUAGGAACAUAUGUUUUGGAAAUUCUUAUUUUUUAUAAAAUUACAAAUUUUACUAAUCAGUAGGUAGUAGUCACUAAAUUUUACUUCUUUUACGUAUUUCAGUCAUUAUAGAUAAUUUUCUCAUUCGCAUAGACUUAGACAUUUUAUAAGGUUUUAACCUUAUCAGUCACAGUCAUUAAUUAUUUUUCUUCUAAAUUAACAAUUUAUAUAAUGUACCGUAUGUACAGAAAUAAAUAUUUUAUAUUUUUCAAUUGCCACACCUUGCUCGUUAACAUUAAAUCGUGAGUAUCUAUCGAUUAUAAUUACGUUACAUUAAUUAUUAUUUUAUUAUAGGUUUAUUUUCGUUUUAAGUAAUAUAUUUCUGGAAUUAUUCUUUUACAAAAUAUGUACUAUAAUAUUCUAUU
Rhopalosiphum maidis (corn leaf aphid) is the source of this 2235-nucleotide messenger RNA. Its product is annotated as CD151 antigen. The transcript has 8 exons. Gene Ontology annotation, cellular component: membrane. The record is from RefSeq and is a predicted model, not a curated record. Lineage: Eukaryota; Metazoa; Arthropoda; Insecta; Hemiptera; Aphididae. The coding region runs from base 92 to 934 and encodes 280 amino acids.